This is a messenger RNA of Rasamsonia emersonii CBS 393.64, 1041 nucleotides long. Its product is annotated as putative dehydrogenase-like protein. Gene Ontology annotation, molecular function: nucleotide binding. The record is from RefSeq and is a predicted model, not a curated record. Lineage: Eukaryota; Fungi; Ascomycota; Eurotiomycetes; Eurotiales; Trichocomaceae. Bases 1 to 1041 code for a protein of 346 amino acids. The transcript is spliced from 3 exons.
AUGGCUCCCAUCCGCGUUGGCUUGAUCGGACUUUCCAGCGCCCCUCCGGAGUCCAACGAAGGCACGGGGUGGGCAGCCACCGCCCAUCUGCCCUUCCUGCAAGCAUCGCCGCACUUUGAGAUCGUCGCCUUGCUCAAUAGCUCUGUCGAGGCUGCGCAGGCGGCGAUCCAGAAGUAUGGUCUGCCGCCGGAGACAAAGGCUUAUGGGGAUCCGAAUGACCUCGCGGCUGACAGCACGGUCGAUCUCGUCGUCAGCGUCAGAGUGGACCGGCACUUCCUCGUCGUCCGGCCCAGCAUUAUCGCCGGCAAGAUAGUCUUCGUUGAAUGGCCGCUGGACCGCAAUCUGCAGGUCGCAAAAGAAAUGGCUGCGCUGGCGGCAAAGCACAAUGCAAAGACCAUUGUCGGGCUCCAGGGCUCAUUCUCACCGUUCGUUCGCAAGCUGAAGGAGACGGUUCAGAACGGUGUCCUUGGUCAGAUUGAACCGGAGAAGACCUUGCUCAUCGUCGUGACAGUCCAUGGCGACUUGAAAUCCUUUGACAGCGCCUGUGUCCUCACCUUGCCGAGAAAAGACAUUGUCGACCCCAGUGCCGGAAACAAAGUGGUCGAAAAGGAUGUUCCUAACACUGUCCCCGAUCAAGUCCGCUUCUGGGGCACCGCAGGGCCCUCCAAUGCCGCCGUGACCGUUCUUCUUCACGGUGGACCGGGCAUCCCCGGUCAGCCGGAAACUGAGUGGCGCGUCCAAGGCACAAAGGGCUGGAUGAGACUGACGUCUGCCGGGCUGGGCCUGAAUGUCUGCAGCCUGGUCACCAAACUCGAACAUUUUGACACGGAGAGCAACACAGUCCAGGAACUGGUCCCUGACCCCGAUGAGUGGGAUUCACUGCCGCUGCCGGCGCGCAACGUCGCACGGUUGUACGAGGCGUAUCGCAAGGAUGAGUGGUAUCCGGAUUUUGAGUGGGGUGUUAAGCGGCACCAACUGAUCGAGCAGAUGUGGAAGAAGUUUGACGAGACAUAUGGCAAGCAAGAACCGUCUCUAUUGUGA